Messenger RNA from Lepidothrix coronata (blue-crowned manakin), 3633 nucleotides. RefSeq names its product La ribonucleoprotein domain family member 1 (gene LARP1). The transcript is spliced from 20 exons. The coding region runs from base 7 to 3162 and encodes 1051 amino acids. The record is from RefSeq and is a predicted model, not a curated record. Gene Ontology annotation, cellular component: cytosol; cytoplasmic stress granule. Gene Ontology annotation, biological process: positive regulation of translation; mRNA stabilization. Gene Ontology annotation, molecular function: RNA cap binding. Lineage: Eukaryota; Metazoa; Chordata; Aves; Passeriformes; Pipridae.
GCGCAGAUGGCGACGCAGGUGGAGGCGCUGCUGCCCGGCACGGCCCCGCUGCUGCCCGCCGAGGAGCGCGCCCUGGUGCUGAAGCCGCCGCAGGACGGCGGCGGCCGGGAGAAGGGCGAGCCGCCCAUGGGCCCCGACGGCGGGCCGGCGGCGCCGCGGCCGCCCAGCGCCAAGCAGCAGAAGGAGGAGAGCAACAACCAGGAGAAGGAGAGCCUGCUGAGGGCCGGCGGCGAGGCGGAGGAUGGCGGCGAGGCGGGCGGUGCGGGGCGCCGGGAGUUCAUCGAGGCCCCGCCGCCCAAGGUGAACCCCUGGACGAAGAACGCGCCGGCCGUGAACGGACAGUCGCCUCCCGAUAUAUUUCCGACUGACAGCCAGUCUGAACUUACGACUCCAGCAAAAGUGGUGAGGGCUGCCAACCCAAGACAGCGGAAAGGAAGCAAGGUUGGUGACUUUGGUGAUGCCACAAAUUGGCCAACACCUGGAGAAAUAGCCCACAAGAGUGUCCAGCAGCCGCAUAAAGCACCAACCCUUCGGAAACUGCCUGUCAAGAAAGACAUGAAAGAGCAGGAGAAGGGGGAUGGGAGUGAUGGCAAAGAGAGCCUGAAAACCAAAUCAGAUGAGUCGGGGGAGGAGAAGAACGGUGAUGAUGACAACCAGAAGUCAGCGCAGAAGAAGAAAGGCAACAAACACAAGUGGGUCCCUUUGCAGAUAGACAUGAAGUCAGAGGUGCCUAGGGACAAAACCGCCUCUCGGAACAACCGGCAAAACGAGCAGCACAGGCACCCCUCCAACAACCGCAGCGAACUGAAAGGCUGGCACCCAGACAACAAGUUCGACCGCAGCUGGCAGGACCACGACGAGACCUCCAGCGUGAAGAGCGAGGGAGGGGCCGUGCGAGGGACCUUCCGGGGCCGAGGCCGUGGCCGUGGCAGGGGCCGUGGCCGUGGCAGAGGAGGGCACUUUGACUACCAGUAUGGGUACCGGAAAUUCGAGGGCUCGGAUGGCUCCCGCACCCAGAAGUAUGCCAGCAACAUCACCUACUACUUCGACAACAUCAGCAGUGCUGAGCUCUACAGCGUGGACCAGGAGCUGCUCAAAGACUACAUCAAGAGGCAGAUAGAAUAUUACUUCAGCGUGGACAACCUGGAGCGAGACUUCUUCCUGCGCCGCAAGAUGGACUCGGACGGCUUCCUCCCCAUCACCCUGAUCGCCAGCUUCCACCGAGUGCAGGCACUGACCACCGACAUCAGCCUCAUCAUCAAGGCUCUGAAGGACAGCAAGGUGGUGGAAAUUGUGGAUGAGAAGAUCAGGAGAAAAGAGCAGCCAGAAAAAUGGGCUCUGCCUGGCCCUCCUAUGGCAGACUACACUCAGACUGACUUCUCACAAUUCAUCAAUUGCCCUGAGUUUGUCCCCCGGCAAAGCUUCCAAAAAGAGACAGAGUCUGCUCCUGGCUCCCCACGUCCUGCCAGCCCCGUCCCCACCAAAACAGAGGAGGUCAGUAACCUGAAGACAAUGCCCAAGGGCCUGUCCACAAGUCUGCCAGACCUGGAUUCAGAGACAUGGAUUGAAGUGAAGAAGAGGCCUCGGCCUUCCCCAGCCAGGCCCAAGAAACCAGAGGAGUCAAAGACACCCCAGCAGCAAAAGCAAAAGGACCAAGAUGAGCCUGAGGAGCUCGACUUCCUCUUCGACGAGGAGAUGGAGCAGAUGGAUGGCCGCAAGAACACCUUCACCGACUGGUCAGAUGAAGAUUCCGAUUACGAGAUCGACGACCGCGACGUGAACAAGAUCCUCAUCGUGACGCAGACUCCUCCUUACCUACGCCGGCAUCCUGGUGGGGACCGGACUGGCAACCACACCUCCAGGGCUAAAAUGAGCUCGGAGCUGGCCAAGGUGAUCAAUGAUGGGCUCUACUACUACGAGCAGGACCUGUGGACAGAGCAGUUCGAGCCAGAGUAUUCACAGAUCAAGCAAGAGGUGGAGAACUUCAAGAAGGUGAAUAUGAUCAGCAGGGAGCAGUUUGACACCCUGACCCCAGAGCCCCCUGUGGAUCCAAACCAAGAAGUCCCUCCAGGUCCCCCCAGGUUCCAGCAAGUACCUACAGAUGCUUUGGCCAACAAGCUGUUUGGAGUCCCUGAGCCUUCCACCAUCGCCCGGUCUUUGCCCACGACUGUACCAGAAUCACCCAACUACCGCAACGCCAGGACCCCCCGCACCCCCCGCACGCCGCAGCUGAAGGACCCGACACAGACGCCCCGGUUCUACCCCGUGGUGAAAGAGGGCAGGACGAUAGAUGCCAAGACUCCACGGAAAAGGAAGACGAGGCACAGUUCAAACCCUCCAAUGGAGUGCCACGUGGGCUGGGUGAUGGACUCUCGGGAGCACAGGCCACGAACUGCCUCCAUCAGCUCCAGCCCCUCGGAGGGGACUCCAGCUGUCGGGAGCUACGGCUGCACCCCACAGUCCCUGCCCAAGUUCCAGCACCCUUCGCACGAGCUGCUCAAGGAGAACGGCUUCACACAACACGUCUACCACAAGUACCGUCGGCGCUGCCUUAACGAGCGGAAACGACUGGGCAUUGGUCAGUCCCAGGAGAUGAACACGCUUUUCCGGUUCUGGUCCUUCUUUCUCCGAGAUCACUUCAACAAGAAAAUGUAUGAGGAGUUCAAGCAACUGGCUGUGGAGGACGGAAAGGAGGGAUACAGGUAUGGUCUGGAGUGCCUUUUCAGAUACUACAGCUACGGGCUGGAGAAGAAAUUCCGGCCAGACAUAUUUAAGGACUUCCAAGAAGAGACCAUCAAGGAUUACGAAGCUGGGCAGCUCUAUGGGCUGGAAAAGUUCUGGGCCUUCUUAAAAUAUUCCAAAGCCAAAAAUCUGGACAUUAACAGCAAACUGCAAGAAUACCUCAGCAAGUUCAAGCGCCUCGAGGACUUCAGAGUGGAUCCACCCAUGGGGGAGGAAGGUGGACACAAGAGAUACCCUUCGACGUCAGGGGGAGAUGGCAGGAAGCGCUACCCAUCCCAGUCUUCCAGCAAAACGGUCAGCCAGUGCCCAUCCAGCCAAGCCCACGCCUCACCCAGCCAGCCUGCACAAGAGGAUGCCAAAAACCUGAGCCAGCAAUCCCCUGCCCCAUCGGCCGCAGAGUCGCAGACAGUGGGGAAGUAGAGAGGCUGCAGCGUCUGCUUCCUGCCGGGGGGUGGGGUGGGUUGGUGGGGGACUGGCUUGGAGAAGGGAAGACAUGAGGGGGUGGGACAGGAAGGGAGCUGGAAGGUGGGUGCCCAGGAAUAGGCUGCUUGGGAGAAACUUCAACGCACACGAUCUUCUUCUCUUGUGGCUGGAAAGCAAAGACUAUCUACAUCUAAAACACCAUUUUGCUAUUACAACCCUGACCAGAGCCAGACCCGCUCCCAGCAGUCCCACCCUUUCCCUUCCCUCCCCUCCUGUGCACACACUCAUGUCUUAGCGUCUCUUCAAAAAAAAAAUGUGUUCUGGUUGGGUUGGAAAGGGGAGAUUUUUUUAUUAUUAUAUAUAUAUAUCAAGUUUUAAAUUAUUGCUAGAAGUUCGUCUGGAUUUACCAAAACAAGUCUGCUCUGUGUGGCCCCAACGACUCCCCUCUGUGUCCCCCCUCGGAUCUCG